AAAACUCUAUGUCGUCCCAACUUUGUUCUCACGAAUGAACUCCCCUCUCAUCCACACGAGCAGCGCUCUUACUAUUCAGUCCUUCACUUCUUGACCAAAGAUCCGGCAUCUCCCUACUACUUUCUAAACAACACAGAAGCUUUCUUUUUUAAUAUCUCCCCACACCCCGUCUCCGGUUUCCCAUCUUCCUCUCGGGUUCCACUUCAAGCCAGUUUAGAUCCACACUCUCUCUCUCACCAGUCCGCAAGACUCCAAGUCGUCGUGAUAUAAUACCCGCUGCCCAGCCAUAUCAAAGAAACAAAACAAAAAUUACCGCCAAAAUGAAGUACAGCCUCGUCGCCUUCCUCGCCGCCACGGCCACCGCGGCCCCACUUAACAUCAACCUGGGUGCUUACUCUCCUGCCCUGGUGGUCGGUGAUGGUGAGAUUUCUUUCGCCGGGGGCGGAGCCGCAGGGGCGGAGGGCCUCGUCAACACCCUCCAGGGUGCCGCCGCCGCCAGCAACGGAGCCGUUGCCCAGGGCCAGGCCGUCGCCCCCGCCGGCCAGGGUCUCCAGCAGGCCUCGGUCAUCAACGAGCCGGCUUCUCUCCCCAUUCCAGGCGUAACUAAGGAGCUCGACCCCCGCCAGGCUGAGGAGGAGGAAGAGGAUGAGGAGGUUGCCGAGAUCGAGGCCCGGCAAGAACCCGAGGGCGGCCUGCAGAAGCGCCAGAACGGCUUCGACCGCGCCCUAACCUACGCCGAGGCCGCCCUCCAGAAGGGACCCAAGAUCCAGCUCGGCACCCCCGCCGCCGGUGUUGGUAUUAUCGUCGACAACAACCAGCAGGCCGCUGGACAAGUCACCCCUGCCGAGUAA
Messenger RNA from Diaporthe batatas, 851 nucleotides. RefSeq lists its product as uncharacterized. The transcript has 2 exons. Lineage: Eukaryota; Fungi; Ascomycota; Sordariomycetes; Diaporthales; Diaporthaceae. The record is from RefSeq and is a predicted model, not a curated record. The coding region runs from base 321 to 851 and encodes 176 amino acids.